GCGGCGCGCGGCGUGGCCGGUGCUCGCCGGGGCUCGCGGGGCGCACGCGGCGGGGCAUGGCGGUCGCGGGCCCGAAGCGGCGCGCGCAGGCGGCCGCGGCGGCCGAGGAGGAGGAGCGGCAGGCGCGGGAGAAGAUGCUGGCGGCGCGGCGCGCGGACGGCGCGGCCCCGGGCGGCGAGGGCGAGGGCGUGACCCUGCAGCGCAGCAUCACGCUGCUCAACGGCGUGGCCAUCAUCGUGGGCACCAUCAUCGGCUCGGGCAUCUUCGUGACGCCCACGGGCGUGCUCAAGGAGGCGGGCUCGCCGGGGCUGGCGCUGGUGGUGUGGGCCGCGUGCGGCGUGCUGUCCAUCGUGGGCGCGCUGUGCUACGCCGAGCUGGGCACCACCAUCUCCAAGUCGGGCGGCGACUACGCCUACAUGCUGGAGGUCUACGGCUCGCUGCCCGCCUUCCUCAAGCUCUGGAUCGAGCUGCUCAUCAUCCGGCCGUCCUCGCAGUACAUCGUGGCGCUGGUCUUCGCCACCUACCUGCUCAAGCCGGUCUUCCCCACCUGCCCGGUGCCCGAGGACGCCGCCAAGCUCGUGGCCUGCCUCUGCGUGCUGCUGCUCACGGCCGUGAACUGCUACAGCGUGAAGGCCGCCACCCGGGUCCAGGACGCCUUCGCUGCCGCCAAGCUCCUGGCGCUGGCCCUGAUCAUCCUGCUGGGCUUCGUGCAGAUCGGGAAGGGUGAAGCGUCUAAUCUGGAUCCCAAGUUCUCAUUUGAAGGCACCAACCUGGACGUGGGGAACAUCGUGUUGGCGUUAUACAGUGGCCUCUUUGCCUACGGAGGAUGGAACUACUUGAAUUUUGUCACGGAGGAGAUGAUCAACCCCUACAGGAACCUGCCUCUGGCCAUCAUAAUCUCCCUGCCCGUCGUGACGCUGGUGUACGUGCUCACGAACCUGGCCUACUUCACCACCCUGUCCACCGAGCAGAUGCUGACGUCGGAGGCCGUGGCCGUGGACUUCGGGAACCACCACCUGGGGGUCAUGUCCUGGAUCAUCCCCGUCUUCGUGGGCUUGUCCUGCUUCGGCUCCGUCAACGGGUCCCUGUUCACGUCCUCCAGGCUGUUCUUCGUGGGGUCCAGGGAGGGCCACCUGCCCUCCGUCCUGUCCAUGAUCCACCCACACCUCCUGACGCCCGUGCCGUCCCUCGUGUUCACGUGCGCCAUGACGCUGCUGUACGCCUUCUCCAACGACAUCUUCUCCGUCAUCAACUUCUUCAGCUUCUUCAACUGGCUGUGCGUGGCCCUGGCCAUCAUCGGCAUGAUGUGGCUGCGCUUCCGGAAGCCGGAGCUGGAGCGGCCCAUCAAGGUGAACCUGGUCCUGCCCGUGUUCUUCACCCUGGCCUGCCUGUUCCUGAUUGCUGUCUCCUUCUGGAAGACCCCCGUGGAGUGCGGCAUCGGCUUCAUCAUCAUCCUCAGCGGGCUGCCCGUCUACUUCAUCGGGGUCUGGUGGAAAAACAAGCCCAAGUGGCUCCUGCAGGGCAUCUAUUCCAUGACCGUCCUCUGCCAGAAGGUCAUGCAGGUCGUCCCGCAGGAAACAUAAGCAGAGCCGAGAAGCUGCCGGAAA
Messenger RNA from Lemur catta (Ring-tailed lemur), 1607 nucleotides. RefSeq names its product solute carrier family 7 member 5 (gene SLC7A5). Gene Ontology annotation, biological process: neutral amino acid transport; amino acid transmembrane transport. Lineage: Eukaryota; Metazoa; Chordata; Mammalia; Primates; Lemuridae. The transcript is spliced from 10 exons. Gene Ontology annotation, cellular component: membrane. Gene Ontology annotation, molecular function: neutral L-amino acid transmembrane transporter activity; L-amino acid transmembrane transporter activity. The record is from RefSeq and is a predicted model, not a curated record. The coding region runs from base 57 to 1583 and encodes 508 amino acids.